UGCCGUGUUGAUGUGAGAUUUCUUUAAAUGUUAUGUGAAUGUUAGCCUUAGCUUCACAGAAACACUGCAGUUCAGAUCCACGUCGCGGUGAAGCUAACGAGCUAAUUAGCUUAGCAAGUGGAGUAGUUGCAGCUAAGCUAGCUUAGCUUAUUUGAGGGUUUUUGGGGUGAAGAAAAACACAGAAAUCUGAGAAAAUUUGCAUUUGAUUCCGUGGACGCCCUGCAGUGUGGAUUAACAAAGCUCCUCUGGUUGCUGUGGUCGUACUGGGAGGACUGGUGAUGGGGUACAGGGUCAUCCUCGGGGGUCGGCGGCGGCAUCUCGUCCAGCUCUUGCUGCCGCUGCUGCUCCUUUUGUUUCUGGUGGCGGCGGUUUUGGCGGAGGGCCGAGAUUACUACGAUCUGCUGGGAGUCAGCAGGGAGGCGACGACCAGAGAGAUCCGACAAGCUUUUAAGAAGUUGGCGCUGACCAUGCACCCCGACAAAAACCCUGGUGACCCCUCGGCCCACGAGAAGUUCCUGCAGGUCAAUCGAGCCUACGAGGUCCUAAAAGAUGAAGACCUGAGAAAGAAAUAUGAUAAAUAUGGAGAAAAAGGUUUGGACGAGCAGCAGGGAGGACGCUACGAGAGCUGGAACUUCUACCGAUAUGACUUUGGUAUCUAUGAUGAUGAUUUGGAGAUCAUCACGUUAGACAGCGGAGACUUUGAAGCAGCGGUAAACUCUGGAGAAAUCUGGUUCGUCAACUUCUAUUUCCCACGAUGCUCCCAUUGUCACGAGCUGGCUCCGACGUGGAGGGAGUUUGCCAAAGAGAUGGACGGAGUGAUCCGGAUCGGAGCCGUGAACUGUGGCGACAACAACCAUCUGUGCAGGAGGAAAGGCAUCAACAGCUACCCCAGUCUGUUCAUCUACAGAGCCGGACAGAGACCUGAGAAGUUUAACGGCGAGCGAACUAAAGACAACCUGGUUCGCUUCUCCAUGCAGUUCAUCACAACGACCAUCACUCAGCUCUGGCAAGGUAACGUGUUUAACGAGAUAGAACAGGCGUUUUCAUCUGGACUCGGCUGGCUGAUCACCUUCUGCUCCAACACUGGAGAUUGCCUGGAACCAAGAACAAGACAGAAGCUGGCAGGAAUGUUGGAUGGUCUGGUUAAGGUGGGAUGGAUGGACUGUAUUACAGAGGAAAAGCUCUGCGAAAGUUUCCAGGUGACCGGUGGAGCGACGGCUUUGUUCCCACCUGGAAGUGCUUUGGAUAAAGAUGGCAGUGUACUGUGGCUGAAUACUCUGGACAGUAAAGAGAUUUACAAUCAGGCCAUGAACCAUCUGCCUGGUCUGGAACUUCUAACCAGCGACAGCUUCCAGAGGAAACUGGCUCAUCAUCGCUGGUUGGUCAGUUUUACAUUUGGAGACAGAAGCUCCAAUGCCGCCUCCAAUGAAUACAAGAAGCUACAAGCUUUCCUCCGAGACGACCACAUACAGGUUGGCAGAGUUGACUGUAUAUCAGAUGCAGAGUUGUGUCAGUCGCUCUACAUCCAUAAACCCUGCGUGGCCGUUUUCAAAGGACUGGGAAUCCAUGACUUUGAAAUCCACCAUGGUAAAGAUGUUCUGUACAACAUCGUGGGUUUUGCGAGGGACAGCGUUCGAGCUCAUGUGACAACUCUGAGGCCUGACAACUUUCCUUCAGACAGAAAGGAGCCCUGGCUGGUGGAUUUCUUUGCUCCGUGGUGUCCACCGUGUCGAGCUUUACUGCCUGAACUGAGAAAAGCUUCGAUCCAAUUAGCUGGACGGAUGAAGUUUGGGACUCUGGACUGUACCAUCCACCACAACCUCUGCUCCACGUAUAAUAUCCAGGCUUAUCCCACCACCGUGAUCUUUAACGGCUCGUCUGUUCAUGAAUACGAAGGACAACAUUCGGCUGAUGGCAUCCUGGAGUUCAUACAGGAUCUGGUCAGUCCGUCUGUGGUGGUUCUCGAUCCCUCCAGCUUUGCAGAGAGAGUGAAAGGUCGGGCUGAAGGGCAGAUCUGGGCGGUGGAUUUCUACGCUCCCUGGUGUGGCCCCUGUCAGGCUCUGAUGCCGGAGUGGAGACGCAUGGCCCGGCUGCUGUCUGGUCAGAUCUUGGUGGGUUCAGUCGACUGUCAGCGUUUUCAGUCUUUCUGUCAGAGUCAGAGUGUGAGAGCUUAUCCUGAAAUCCGCCUUUACCCUGGAAAUGCUCGGCAGCCGGAUCGAUUCAUGAGUUAUAACGGUUGGCAUAGAGACUCCCAUUCGCUGAGAGCGUGGGCGCUGAGUUAUCUGCCCAGAGCCUCGGUGGAUCUGACUCCGGAAACCUUCAGGUCUCUGGUUCUGUCGGGUCGGGAUCACUGGGUUCUGGAUUUUUACGCACCCUGGUGUGGACCCUGCCAACACUUCGCCCCAGAGUUUGAGGUUCUGGCUCGGAUCCUUAAAGGGGAGGUCUGGGCAGGGAAGGUGGACUGUCAGGCCCAUUAUCAGACCUGUCAGUCAGCAGGAAUCACCGCCUACCCAUCGGUCAGAUUUUACCCCUAUCUGGGAACGAGAAGGUUCGAACACAGCGGGGAGCACAUCAACAGCCGGGACGCCAACGUGAUCGCCGACACCGUCAGACAGCGGCUACAGCAGCUGUUGCCACGGUUACAGAAUAAGCCAAAGGACGAGCUCUGAUGGAGUUGGAGGGACGAUGCUGUGAGGAAAAACCAGCAAUCUGAUUGGUCAGGGAGCGACAGAAGUGGAUUUGAUUGGUGGAGAUCAAUUGGCAAACACUCCUUGAUAAAACCUCAGCGGUAACAGAGACGGACUGUCGGCUGCUGUGCGGAAUGUACCGAACACUUCUGCCUUGUUUUUAUUUGUUUUUUAUAUUUGGUCUCCAUUGUUUGUAUUUACUCUAUGAAGUAAAACUGUGGGACUCUGUGAUACUGGACAUGUUACUGACACACAACCACAUAGUGCUGUACUUUAACGAUCAUGUAGAAAACUGUUUCUGAAUUAAACGGUGUGUUUCUGUUA
This is a messenger RNA of Amphiprion ocellaris (clown anemonefish), 3011 nucleotides long. It is a transcript of the gene dnajc10, whose product is annotated as DnaJ (Hsp40) homolog, subfamily C, member 10. NCBI's taxonomy places the organism in Eukaryota, Metazoa, Chordata, Actinopteri, Pomacentridae. The transcript has 25 exons. Bases 279 to 2669 code for a protein of 796 amino acids. The record is from RefSeq and is a predicted model, not a curated record.